Messenger RNA from Orbicella faveolata, 2263 nucleotides. Its product is annotated as acid-sensing ion channel 1-like. Lineage: Eukaryota; Metazoa; Cnidaria; Anthozoa; Scleractinia; Merulinidae. Gene Ontology annotation, molecular function: ligand-gated sodium channel activity. Gene Ontology annotation, cellular component: plasma membrane. The record is from RefSeq and is a predicted model, not a curated record. Gene Ontology annotation, biological process: sodium ion transmembrane transport.
CCAAUUAAUCAAAACUAUGACAAAAUUCGAGAAACGAACAAACCAUCGAUUGAGCGCUCAACGAUUAAACAUCGUUAUGUAUGCUGAAAAACACAGCAGUUUACUCAACAAAGUGCACCGCAACAGCGCGCGCAAAAUGACGCGUACUGUCCAAUUACAAGCAUGACGCGUGCACUGUCCGAUUAAUGCUCAAAUUGGGCUGCUGAUAGCCAAUCACGUUCGAGAAUUUUGUUAUAGUUUUGAUUAUGUACGAUAUUCUAAUGUGGAAAAAAGUAGAUAAAACCGAUAAAGUCCUAAGGUAGUCAAUAUAUAUUCCAAUUUUGUGGAAUUCAAAUAUUUAUUUAUCCACGGGUGUUCUGGCUGAAGGGACUUUUCUCUUUCAAAAACUGAAAUUACAAAUUAUGACAUUCUUAACAGAAACCGAGUUCUCCUGAUUUUGGCCCAAUCCGGCCACUGUCGUUGCCACUGACAGAAACUCGUUCAUUUUGUCAUUUCAGUUUAAUUGUUUUGCGGCUUAAAAAUAGCAGUCACUUUGAAUAAAAUAUAUCGUUACAUGGGUCUACCUAAAGCGUAAUUGAAAUUUAAAGUGACUACAAAAUUUGAAUAUGUAGUUUUUUAUUUGCUGUGAUUUUCUUUUUCCCACCUUACAGUCCUUACAGCAGCCAUUUUGAAGAAGCUUUUUAGGGCGGACAUUUUAACUUUAAUCUGAAUAAAUAGUGAAUUUACUGCUCUUCUCCGCAAAGGUCCAGACAGUUGACAAAAUUCCAUACAGAACAAGAAAAAUGAUGGCACUCGAAGAUAUUAGACUGGAAGCAAGCGGCGAGGAAAAACCACAGACAAAACAUGCAGACGAAGGUGGAAUCGUUGCUUCAUCAGAGCUUCUCGACGAGUUUGCUUCGUACACGACACUUCAUGGAUUCCAUUUUAUUCUCGGAUCCUGUUCGCUGAUACGACGAAUAGUGUGGGGUUUAUUACUGGUAACUGGGCUUGCAAUGUUGAUUAUGCAAUGUCUAUAUGGUUUCUCUAAGCUUGCGGACCACGAUUCCGUGACGGUGAAGGAACAACAACGUGACGAGAAAAUUACCUUUCCAGCGGUGACCAUCUGUAAUCUUAACAUGCUGCGUAAAGAUAAGAUACUGGGAACCGAAGCUCAAAAGUUCAUGGAUAAAAUGGAAUCUGUAGUGUUUGGCGAGAGGUUGAACGAUGAUGCGAACGAACCGUUUACGCUAGACCUUGAGCGCGUGGUGAAAGAGGCUGGCCAUAACAUAUCGGAAAUGUUAUCUUUGUGCCGUUGGCACGGACGCCUAUGCGGCCCAAAGGAUUUCUUCGUGUUUGUUUCUCUACUACGUGGUCUCUGCUACACGUUUAACUCUGGCAAGCCUGGUUACCCAUUACUUGAGCAGUCCUCUGCGGGAAGGAGCGAGGGACUUCUACUUCAACUCAACGCACAGCCCGAGCAGUAUUAUGGAGCGUUUAACGUGUUCGAAGGGACAGGGUUUCGCAUGGUUGUUCAUGAUCAAAGUGAAUGGCCUGACAUGGAGAAUCAUGGGAUAGAUGUGUCUCCGGGGUUUAGUAACACUGUUCGAAUACAACGUCAUAAGACUAUUCGUCUUGGACCUCCGUAUAAAUCAAAGUGUGGCGAAAGAAAGUUGGCGAGCUUCAAAACCUAUUCUCACAGCGCAUGCUUCUUAGAGUGCUGGACUAGAGCUAUAAUUGACAGGUGUCACUGUCUAACCUUGGGCAUGGCUCAGUUAGACGAAACUAAAAACCUGAGUUAUUGUGGACCCAAAGAACUCUUGAAUUGUGUCAUUCCUGUGAACGGCAAGUUAUUGGGAAGUUUGGAAUGUGACUGUCCGAUAAAAUGCGAGACUAUUCAUUACGAAGUCCAAUUAUCCAGCUCCAGUUAUCCUUCAAGACAUUUGCUGCCAAUGUUGGUCAGAAGAAUGAUCAAUGAAUCCGUAGUUCUCAAUGCCACUGACAAGACGUGGAGUGAGAUCGAAGCAAUGUUUAGGUACGUCGAGUUUGAUUCUUUUUGAAAAAUAAGUUAAGGCAAUGAAGAAUUGUCAUAAAACAAAUCUGAGGAUACGACGUAAGUGAAAUGUGAAAGCACGAGAUAUAAUUAUUGAGUGUUUCCAAGAGAUUAUCAAGGUAAGUACCUUGAUAAUCUCUUGGUAUUUCCUAUGUGGUCUAGGAAAACUGCAUAAUGCCCAAUUCUUUCUAUGAGAUGCGUCUGUAGGGAAUCAUGGUAGUUGUAUUCACCAUC